Adineta ricciae is the source of this 3474-nucleotide messenger RNA. The record is from the annotation of a GenBank genome assembly. NCBI's taxonomy places the organism in Eukaryota, Metazoa, Rotifera, Eurotatoria, Adinetida, Adinetidae.
AUGAGUGAAAGAAUCGAAUGGGUUCAAAUUAUCGAACCGAAAUCCAAGGACGUCAUGUAUGCCAAUCUCGUUACUGGCGAGUGUGUUUGGGAAGCACCAGCUGGUGCACGAAUUAAACGUACAGAUGAAAAUCAAUGGUGGGAAUUGUUCGAUGCGAGUACAAAACGGAAUUAUUAUUACAAUGCUAAAAAUCAACGUACGGUAUGGCAGCGACCGCCAGGUGCUGAUAUUAUUCCUUUGGCUAAAUUGCAGAUGAUUAAAGAAAAUACCGAACCGAAAGAUGAACAAAUAACAUCAACAACGAUUACUUCACCCGCGUCGGCAAUCAAUCAUACAGUCCAACAACGUACAAAUAAUACGAAUAAAUGGAAGCAAAUCUCCUUACAGGGUCUCGACAUCUCUCCACAACAGAGUAAAAUCAUUUCACCAUCGAAAAUCUCCACUCCACCAUUGAAUUCAACCGCUCAACGUUCGAUUCGUCGUACAGCAACUGUUGUACAUCCAAACACGAUGUUAACUUCUAGUGUGCCUAGUGAUCCACGUCGCACAACUGCUUGUAAUGAUAUCACAUUACCAACGAAUUCCAAUCAAACGAAUAGUUUCUUUCGUCGACGAACACAACAACAACAAACGUUUAACGGGCAAUUGGAUAAAUCAUCAUCGACUUCAUCAUCAACUAAAUCUUCGUUAAUGGACGAUAAUUCCAAUAAACUCUCUUCCGCGACGUUCUCACUAUUACGACAACUUUCAUCACCAACGAACAAAAGUGAUAAAUCGACCUAUGACAAUCUCAAUAGCGCUACAAUUAGUACUGAUAGCUCAACGAUAUCUUCCACACAUUUAGAAAGAAAAUCAUCGUUUCCUUUGAAUAAAAAAGCCUCACGACAUCUUACCAAUGAUUCAUUGACAAGCGACGCUUAUGAUAAUUACCCUGAGAAAAAUGGUUAUGAUAACUAUCCAAUUAUUCGUAAAACAGCAACACCAUCGUUAAUGACUAGUUCACAAAACGAUACAGAAGAACGGCAAUCAUCCUCAUCAACGAUAGGCACACCACGGAGUGAGUUUAAUACGAAACGCUCGCAAAGUAUCAAUUUAAAAACACCAUUUACACUGAAACCAACACCGAGUGCAACAACAAACGAAGAAAAUAAACGAUCUGGUAGUGCACAUCAUCGAACAAACAAAUCAUCGAUCGUAACGAGCAAAGAUCCACUUUGUAAUCUGAACGCGACGAGCUGUUCGCCUUUAAAUGAACAUAUUUUUAAUCAAAAUUCUCAACUACAUCAACAAUCUCCCAUUCUUCGUCAUAUCAGUAGUCCAUCCUUACAAAGUUCGACUGUACUCAUUCCGCAUCAACAAUCUGUACAUAAAAACAAUAAUAAUCAUGCGUUAGCCAAUUCUUCAAUGGAGUCAUCGACAAUCUCACCAUCGGAGUCUACAUUCAAUCGUCUGUCCUAUGGACGCAAUCGUGUCCGAAAGAAACAACCACGAACCAAUCCUAACUAUGUCAAUAUCGAAAUUAAAAGUAAUGACGGUUCACUUCGGAGUACAUACAUUCGUAUCCAUGACACUCAAAAACCCAAAACAUCAACAUUGUCAUCCUCGUCGUCGAGUAGUUCAUCGUCUUCGUCAACAAAGAAUCCAUCGACAGGCCAGGAUUCGAUUGUUUGCAAUGCGCACUUCCAUUCACAACCAUAUUUGAAUGAAGCCAAUGAAUACUAUACGAGUAAUGAUACAAUUCAUAGUGGAGAGAAAACCACACCUACGAGAAAAUCGUCUCAUCGAGUGAAAACGAACGAAGAACGAAAUGAAAUGAUCUUACAACAACAAGAUGAAAACAAUCCGAUCGAUGAAGCACAGACUUUAACAAAUAAAACUGCUCUACUGAUGAAACAGUUUGUUACGUGUAAUGAUGAAUUUCUUUUCCACUCAGCAACAGAUCCACUUAAUCUAAAUUUCAAUCAAGGAAAUGGUAAUAUUGAAAAUAGUGUUGUCACUAGUGGCGCCGGUGGUGGUGGUGGUACGAAUUCCAAUACAUCAACACUCUCAUCACCAACAUUACCUAUUUACUACGAUGGUCAUUCAAAUUCACCUCCAUUAUCAAAUUCAAUCAUCCCACAUUCAAUUAAUCGAAUGCACGAACCUGAUUCGACAACAUCGAGUUUAAAUCGACCUGUUUCGAUUCAUUUACCUAACAUCAACGAUAACGCAAAUCAAAACACUCAAACAUCAAUUUACAAACAAUGGCCUUCGUCUUCGCCGACGAAAGCACCAGCAGCCAUUGUCGAAAUCGAAUCUGAUAUUUUAUUCAACGAUAUGUUAAACUUCAACACCCAUAAACGUGGUUUAUUUGGUAAACGAUUAACUCAAGAUGAUCUGUUGUCUUGGUCGAAAGAGCCGAUCACUAAACCUCUUCUCCGUACGAUGGAUAAGAUCUUGAAAAAAGAAGCACCAGAGAUUUUCAAACUCAUCCAAACCUACAUGGGCGAUAAGAAAUCGAAACAGAUUGCCUCGUUGAAUACUUGUUUAGAAUUGACUACUAAAGGCUGGAGUUUAUCAUCUAUUCGCGAUGAAUUGUAUCUUCAAUUAAUAAAACAGACAAGUUAUAACAUGAACGCCGAAAGUUUACAACGCGGAUGGGAAUUAAUGGCGGUUUGUUUAUCGUUCUUUCCACCGUCGAGUAAAUUUCAAUCUCUAUUGGAAAAAUACAUCCUAUUGCAAACUAACGGAGAUGCGGAUACUCCCGAAGUACCCAUAUCGAUAUAUGCCAAAGUUUGUCAAAAACGUUUGGAUAAAAUCCUUCAAACUGGUCCCAAGAAAGGUUUGAAGAAGCCGACAUUCGAAGAAAUCGAACUAUCUAAGCAUACAAUUCAUUUCCCAUCGAUGUUUGGCGCUACGCUCGAAGAAGUUAUGGCUAUGCAAAGAACAAGAUUUCCUGAACGACGUUUACCAUGGAUUCAAACCAUCUUAUCUGAAGAAGUUUUACGACUGAAUGGUUCGCAAACAGAAGGCAUAUUUCGUGUCCCGGGAGAUUUGGAUGGUGUCAAUGCAUUGAAAGUCAAAUGUGAUCAAUGGCAAUUACCAUCUCUCGAAGAUGCUCAUCUACCCGCAUCUCUAUUAAAACUUUGGUAUCGUGAAUUAGCUGAACCUUUAAUUCCAUCGGUAUUCUAUGAACAAUGCAUACUCAACUGUGAUAUACCAGAAACAUGCAUUCGUCUUGUUAAUUCUCUGCCAGAUAUCAAUCGAGCUGUUCUCACCUAUCUUGUUCGUUUUCUUCAGGUCUUUGCUGCAUCGGAGAAUGUUGUUAUUACGAAAAUGGAUGUGAAUAAUCUAUCGAUGGUGUUCGCACCAAAUAUCCUUCGUUGUGAUUCCGAAGAUGCAAAAGUUAUCUUUGAAAAUGCUCGUAAAGAAAUGCUAUUUAUCAAAGUUCUGAUAUUAAACUUAGACACAAGUUCAAUCGAAGGUGUGAUUUAA